This is a messenger RNA of Dermatophagoides farinae (American house dust mite), 922 nucleotides long. RefSeq names its product mediator complex subunit intersex (gene ix). Gene Ontology annotation, molecular function: transcription coregulator activity; transcription factor binding. Gene Ontology annotation, biological process: regulation of transcription by RNA polymerase II. Gene Ontology annotation, cellular component: mediator complex. NCBI's taxonomy places the organism in Eukaryota, Metazoa, Arthropoda, Arachnida, Sarcoptiformes, Pyroglyphidae. The record is from RefSeq and is a predicted model, not a curated record.
GUAUAAAUUAAAAUUGUCAACAAUAAUUAUUACCUGUGUCAUACAUAACCAACGUUAUAUAUCAUAUUUUUACAAUGUAUUUUGUUUAGAAACCUUGUAACCUCAAUACACCCACAAUGAAUCCGAAUCAAGUUAACUCGAAUAUGAUGGUAGGUCCGGGAAAUAUUCCACCCACACAAGUUUCGAAUACAGCAUCACCACACCAAAUAUUACCGAAUCCAUCGGCUAGUCAUCCACCACAACCUCCGCCACAAACAUCAUCACAUCAAAUGUCCAAUACUCAUCAUGAUCUUCAUCGUUUGAAAAAUUUGAUUUCAAUGCUUCGUGAGACAUUAAGAAAUUUUUUCAUAAUCUCUGGAAUGAAUCUAGAUUAUAGUACACAAAUAGAUAACUUCAACAAAAAUCUGGAACAACCGCCGAAAUUGGAAAAAUCGCUUGAAGACAUAUUGGCGCUUUGCAACCAGAUUGAAUUAUGUUUACGAACCAUUCUGGAAUGUACUAUCCAAUCGCGCGAUAGCAAAACUUAUUUACCAUUUCAAGUUUCGAAUGAAUUUAGUUUGGAACAACCGACAAUGAUGCCCGAUAAUUCUCAACCAAAAUCAUAUGCAUCUUAUUUGAAUGUUAUCAAAAAACAGGUUACUUAUGCAAAAUCUAUAUAUGAAAUACUUUCCGAAAGCGUUAAACAAAUUAAAACAACACCUGAAUCAAUGAUUCCUUCACAAAUACAUCAUUCUACUCAAGUACAAAUGCAGCCAAUGCCUCAUCAAACUUCCAAAUUACCUCCACAGCUUCCUACUCACCCAUAAUUUUAGAUAUUUGAUUCUAAAAUACACAAUUAUCUUUUUUUCGUGAAUCAAACAAAAAUUUUUAUUUUUAUUUUUUUAGUAUUUAAUCCAAUUAAAAUUUACUUUAUAAAAUGAAA